AUGUCGACUGGAACUUUCGACGCCAACAAGGCGCAGAACCUGCCCGAGAUCGAAAAGCAGAUGGCCGUCCGAUGUGUUGAGCACGCUCAGACCUACUGGAACCUCUUGGAGAAGAUCAAGCCUUCGACGCUUCGCUUAACCAAGCUCGAUGAUGAGAUGUACGAAGACUUCCAAGCCUCGUUCCCAGAGUUUGCAGAGUCCACCGACCCGAAAUCGGUAGUCAAGAUCGACGAGGAGGCCAUGAAGAGCCCUGCCGGCAAGGAAAAGUGGAGGCUCUUCAUCAACAAAUAUGAGAACAAGGUCGCCGACUUCAACUUCGGUACCCUGAUCCGAACCGAUGCUACAGACGAGUACACCCAGUUCAACACCACUUUUGUCACGCGGCUUCAAUUCUACGUCUACGAGAUCGCACGUUGCCGACGUGGCCUCAACGACUGGGUCUACGAAAAGGCGCAGAAGGAGACCGCCAAGGAGAAGGCCAAGAAGGCCACUACUGACUCCAAGUAA
Sporisorium graminicola is the source of this 507-nucleotide messenger RNA. RefSeq lists its product as uncharacterized. The transcript has 4 exons. Bases 1 to 507 code for a protein of 168 amino acids. Gene Ontology annotation, cellular component: cytoplasm. The record is from RefSeq and is a predicted model, not a curated record. NCBI's taxonomy places the organism in Eukaryota, Fungi, Basidiomycota, Ustilaginomycetes, Ustilaginales, Ustilaginaceae.